CUGGCUGCUGUCCUGCCUCCCUGAACUCCCCCAGCGAUCCGGUUCCAGCUCCCUCAGUCCCCCACCUCCUCAUCCAGGCUAGGGGAUCCAAGGGGGCCGCGUCCCCCUCAUCCCCCAGGAGACGCCCUUUCCCUGUGCUCCCGGGACUUCGUGAAACUUUGCAAGCACCGGCGGUGAAAUGGAUUUAAUCCGAAGCCUCUUGCUCCGGCUCAUACUCCUGGCUUCCAGCCUCGGACCCGGGUCAGGGUCGCUCGGAGCGGCUCUCCGGAAACCAGGCAAAGUGGGACCUCCUCUUGACAUUGUGCUGGACUCAUUGAACUGUACAGCUGUCAGAAUCCAGUGGAAAAUGCCAAGGCACCCCACGAGCCCCGUCACUGGGUACACUGUGUUUUACUCUGAAGUCGAUGCCGAUAAAUCCUUGCAGGAGCGAUUGCAUAACGUGCCUCUCAGCCAGACCUCGUGGACCCCUGAACAACCUGAUCAUCAGGCGGUUUUUGAGGAAGUGAUAGGAGAUUUGAAGCCAGACACUGAAUACCUAGUGAGCAUCGCAGCUUACAGCCAGAGUGGCAAAGGGCGGCUUAGCUCUCCUCAACAUGUUACCACUUUGUCUCAAGAUUCCUGCCUACCUCCAGCAGCACCCCAGCAGCCACAAGUCAUUGUGGUUUCUGAUUCCGAGGUUGCCCUAUCUUGGAAACCUGGAGAGAGUGAAGGAAGCUCCCCAAUUCAGUACUAUUCUGUGGAAUUCAUCAGGCCAGAUUUCGACAAGAGUUGGACCUUAAUUGAAGAGCAGAUCCAGAUGGACUCUAUGGUCAUCAAGGGCCUCCUUCCAGACACGAAAUACCAGUUUGCCGUGAGGGCCACGAAUCUCCACGGCCGCAGCCCCCGCAGCAGGCCCAGCGACCCCGCUCGAACCCUCCGCACGGAGGAAGCAGGAAGUGGCCGCUAUGGACCCCAUUAUAUCACAGAUGUGGGAGUCAGUGAUGAUGAUGAUGGAUUCGAAGAUGACUUAGAUUUGGAUAUUUCCUUUGAGGAGGUUAAACCUCUUCCUGCUGUCAAAGGAGAGAAUAAGAAGUUUUUGGUGGAAACGAAGGUGACCUCAAUAUCUACCCCAAAGACCGUUUCUAGGCUUGCCUCUCCAACCUCAGCGUCUCUCCCUACAACAAUGGUGGCUCCCCAUGCCACUCCAGUAGAGGGGAAGGGGAAGAAUGGCGUGGUUGUGGUGCCACGGCUCUUUGACAUGUCUUGUGAUGAAACCAUCUGCUCUGCUGACAGCUUUUGUGUCAAUGACUACACCUGGCGGGGUUCGCGGUGCCAUUGCAUCCUGGGCAAAGGUGGAGAGAGCUGCUCUGAAGAUAUUGUUAUACAGUAUCCUCAGUUCUUUGGCCAUUCCUAUGCAACCUUUGAACCUCUGAAGAACUCCUAUCAGGCAUUUCAAAUUACUCUUGAAUUAAGGGCAGAGGCAGAGGAUGGCUUGCUGCUCUAUUGCGGAGAGAACGAACACGGGCAGGGUGACUUCAUGUCCCUGGCAAUCAUCCAACGCUCACUCCAGUUCAGAUUUAAUUGUGGAACCGGGGUUGCCAUCAUCACAAGUGAGACCAAAAUCAAACUGGGGGGCUGGCACAUGGUUACGCUCUACAGAGAUGGGCUGAAUGGACUUCUGCAGCUGAACAAUGGCACCCCAGUGACAGGCCAGUCCCAGGGCCAGUACAGUAAAAUUACCUUCCGGACACCUCUGUAUCUUGGUGGGGCUCCCAGUGCUUACUGGUUGACCAGAGCCACAGGAACAAGCCGAGGCUUUCAAGGCUGUGUGCAGUCGCUCACUGUUAAUGGGAAGAGAAUCGACAUGAGGCCCUGGCCACUAGGAAAAGCACUCAGUGGGGCUGAUGUGGGGGAAUGCAGCAGUGGCAUCUGUGACGAGGCCGCGUGUAUCAAUGGUGGCACCUGCACAGCAGUCAAAGCCGACUCCUACAUUUGCCUCUGUCCCCUUGGGUUUAAAGGUCGACACUGUGAAGACGCAUUCACCCUGGCCAUCCCACAAUUCAGCGAGGCCCUGAGGUCCUAUGCAGCAACUCCGUGGCCACUGGAGCCCCAGCAUUACCUUUCCUUCAUGGAGUUUGAGAUCACAUUUCGGCCAGACUCAGGAGACGGCGUUCUCCUAUACAGCUAUGACACGGACAGCAAAGACUUCCUGUCCAUCAACAUGGCAGGCAGCCAUGUGGAGUUCCGCUUUGACUGUGGUUCUGGAACAGGUGUCCUCAGGAGUGAAGAUUCCCUACCCCUAGGCCAUUGGCAUGAGCUGCGUGUGUCUCGCACGGCGAAGAACGGUAUCUUACAGGUGGAUAAGCAGAAGGUAGUGGAGGGAAUGGCAGAGGGAGGCUUCACUCAGAUUAAGUGCAACACAGACAUAUUUAUUGGUGGAGUCCCCAAUUAUGAUGAUGUGAAGAAGAACUCGGGCAUCCUCAAGCCAUUUAGUGGGAGUAUCCAGAAGAUUAUCCUGAACGACAGGGCCAUCCACCUGAAGCAUGACUUCACGUCCGGCGUGAACGUGGAGAACGCGGCCCACCCCUGUGUGGGGGCCCCCUGCACCCACGGGGGCAGCUGCCGACCCCGGAAGGAGGGCUAUGAGUGUGACUGCCCCUUGGGCUUCGAGGGGCAGCAUUGCCAGAAAGCGAUCACGGAAGCUAUCGAGAUCCCGCAGUUUAUCGGCCGAAGUUACCUGACAUAUGACAAUCCAGAUAUCCUGAAAAGGGUGUCGGGAUCAAGAUCAAAUGCAUUCAUGAGGUUUAAGACAACUGCAAAGGAUGGUCUGUUGAUCUGGAGAGGAGACAGCCUGAUGAGACCCAACAGCGACUUCAUUUCCUUGGGCCUUCGGGAUGGAGCCCUGGUGUUCAGCUAUAACCUGGGCAGUGGUGUGGCAUCCAUCACGGUGAACGGCUCCUUCCACGAUGGCCGCUGGCACCGAGUCAAGGCUGUCAGGGAUGGCCAAUCAGGAAAGAUAACCGUGGAUGAUUAUGGGGCCAGAACGGGUAAAUCACCUGGCAUGAUGAGGCAGCUCAACAUCAAUGGACCCCUAUAUGUGGGCGGAAUGAAGGAAAUUGCUCUGCACACUAACAGGCAAUACAUGAGAGGGCUCGUGGGUUGUAUCUCUCAUUUCACCCUGUCCACCGAUUAUCACAUUUCCCUUGUGGAAGAUGCUGUGGAUGGGAAAAACAUCAACACCUGCGGAGCCAAGUAACACCAGCCGGCCUUGCCCGGAGGGGCAGAGCCUUCUAUCCUGAGACUCCCUGGGGGCCCUGAGACCCUGCCUGAUGCCCCACACUGAGGUCCAGGGACCUGGUGCGUUUCUUCUCAUCACAGGAGAAAGCACACCCUGAUGCUGGGGACUGAGACAGGCAUCCCCACGUGGCCUUUCCUGCUGAUACUCUGUGGACCAUACCAAAUGGAAUACUCUGUGUAGGAAGCAUUGGACUUUGUCCAUUGAACGUGUAGUGGCUGCCAGAGAUCAUGCAUCAAUGCAAAUUCCAGAGCCUGUCUGCUGUAGUUCUGUGACUGUGUUGUGAUUCAUAGUACGUUAAAAAAAGGAAGAAAAAAAAAAAGGACAAAGAAAUCCAAAGGGCAGUAUUAAAAUACUUCUCUCCUUCCCUGACUCAU
This is a messenger RNA of Choloepus didactylus (southern two-toed sloth), 3651 nucleotides long. RefSeq names its product EGF like, fibronectin type III and laminin G domains (gene EGFLAM). The record is from RefSeq and is a predicted model, not a curated record. Bases 179 to 3235 code for a protein of 1018 amino acids. The transcript has 23 exons. Lineage: Eukaryota; Metazoa; Chordata; Mammalia; Pilosa; Megalonychidae. Gene Ontology annotation, molecular function: protein binding; calcium ion binding.